Messenger RNA from Rodentolepis nana, 450 nucleotides. The record is from the annotation of a GenBank genome assembly. Lineage: Eukaryota; Metazoa; Platyhelminthes; Cestoda; Cyclophyllidea; Hymenolepididae.
AUGGGACUUAGCCACCUCACUCUAACUAUCCUUGUUUUUGCUUUAGCUGCCCUUGCGGUAGCUACUGUCUUGCCCUAUUGGCAUUGUGGUAGUCUCUUUGAGGACUGUACACAAGAUGGAGCAGGAAGAAGAGACGUUAUGCUGGCAAUGACCUGCUGCUUGGUGAUUGGGGUCACAAUGCUUGCCAUUGUCUGCAUUAUCGAUUUCAUUCACCUCUGCUCAAGGACUAGAUCAAAGGCGGAAAAUGUGGCGAGGCUGGUUCUUCUGUACAUUGGAUCUAUACUAUGCAUUGCCGCAGUUAUUCUCUACACGGUGGAGAUAAAUCAAUCGUGGUCUUAUUUCCUCGCCACCUGUGGGGCUGCUUUUGCUGCUCAAGUUUGUCUUCUAAAGCAAAUUCAUUCGAGAUGUUGUGGGGAGUAUAGUGCUGGUGUAAGAAUCGUCGAACAUUAA